AUGAUGUCGUUGUUUGGGCUUGUGCGCUCAGUUGUCUUUUAGAUUCCACACGGUGCGGUUGUACGAAGCGGAUGGUUACGCGUGUACCAAAUUUUGAAAAAUUCUUAACACAGCGGUCUGAAACAGAGCACAAAAAAUACAUAGUACAUGAAUAAAUAGAAGAACCUGAAAAGAUAUAAAAUACUUUACGCUUGUAAAAUCACAAGGUGUUUGUGUGUUUGUACCCCUGCAUUAUUAUUGUUGCUUGCCUGUUAAGUUGAGAAUUUACAACAAAAGCUAAAUUAAGUAGUAAAGUGGACGAACGUCUCGAGCGGUAGAGGACAAACAAUUGUCAAAGUGGCAACGAUACCAAAAGUAAAUAAACAACUACAACAAUAGCAACAAUACAUGCAUACAUACAUAGGUAAACAAACAAAAGCAGUUAAUAUACAAAAAAAACAGCAGCAAAACAAAAGUGAGCCAGAAGGCAGACGAGACCGAAGAAUCGAAGCGUAGCGCAUCGAAACGGAGCGAAUCGUGGCUGAAGCUGAGCGAGCAAGUGCUUCAAAACACAGUAAAAUUGCAAACGAAACAAAAAUAAUAAUUUAAACAAUUUUUUUUUAAGUUUGUAGCGCGGUCUACACAUUGCGCAACGGAAACGGACAUUGCGUUUUAUUUUCUAUUGAAAACCUUAAAAAAAAAACAGACGUAAUAGGUAUACGUCGGCCGCGUGUGUGUUUUGAUUGCAAUAAACAACUUGAAAAUCCAAAUUUGUUGAAAGAUUUGCUGUAAAUUAGCAAAGGUUGUGUACCAGCAAAAAAAAAAACACAGUGAUAAAGUAAACUGCGAGACGCUAAAAUUUGCUGUUGUUGCUUUUCUGUAUCUUCAAGUGCAGUCUGCGUCUUCUUUUCAGCCGUCACAACAACAGAGUGUUUUGUGUAAUGUGAGUGUGUGCCGAAAAAAGCUGAACCGAAAUUAAGUAAUAAAGCGAGAGGCAAUAAAAGGCAAACAGCAGUGAAUAAUUAAAGAAAAAUAUUUAAAAAAAAGAACAAGUAUAACAAUAACAAAGUAUUCACAAUUGGCUGCUUAGCUGAGUGAAAAAUUACUGGAUAAUACUUCUGAAAGAGGUAAAAUUUUACAAAAAAAAAAACAACUCACAAAAUAAUCUCCAAAAAUGCAAUUCAUCAAUUUAAAGUGUUAAAACGUGCCAAAUAAAACCAAAUCCAUCAAAUUCACACAACAGCAGCCGCAAAAUGUCUACCGACAACGCCCUUCAUGCCAAUAACAACGCCUACGAGUCCUCCAAAGUGGAAGUCGUCGUUUUGGCCAAAUCCGACAAGACGCUCAAAAACAACAUGGACGCCAAGGAUGAGACAAUGCGCAAGCGCACCUCACUCAUCAUUGUGCCACAGCCAGUAGAGGCACUAUCCGAUCGUGAUAACAAUCUCACAAGCUCCACCAUCGAUAACGACAACUGCAAUGAGACAGUCGAUGAUGGCGAGCACGACAACAAAGCCAUGACACCAGAACUUAGCUCCACAAAGCAGCAACUGCUCGAAUCGUCUAUUUGUUCGACCAACUCAAAUGGCGGCACUGAAGACGAAGUCGAUGAAGGCGAAUUUCUCAAAAAACCACUCGAUAACGAUACCAAACGCAAUCGCCACUCCAUAGCCAGCGUCGACAGCUGCGUCUCACGCUCGACACGCACCAGCAGCACCGACACUAGCACUUCUUCGGGCGAUGAUGUCGCCAUCGAUGACUACAAUGAUCUCGAGGAGAAUGGCAAUCUAAUCGAUGAUCUCGAUGAGGGUGAUCGCAAGAAUUGCUUAUCGAAUGCAUCAUCCUCUAUCGAUGAUUACUCGCUGCGCGAAAAGCUACACAAUUAUGUCAAUGAAGCGUUGGUGAAGGAUGAGGGCGGCAAUAGCAGCAGCACUUGUGGCGAUCAGUGCACCAGUUCCGAUGCUGAGGAGGUGAAUACAGAAGAGAUAGAAGCUAGUGAAGAGGCGGUUGUGGUGUUGGAAGAGAUGCCACCAGAGCCACAGAGUCUACCGCCGUGCGAUGCGCUCUUGAGCCCACAAGAGGUGCCGAUGGGACGACGCUAUGCGGAGGUGUCACAAUUCAAGGCGAACAAGUGGACAUCCGAUUCCAGCCAGCAAUUGACAACAUCGGCAGUGCCGCCAGCAACGACACAAAAUCAAUUAAAGUCCAUAACAGCGAGCAGCGGCGGGGCAUCAACAGCAGGCGUAAGUGCAGGGACAGCAUGCAACAGCACGAACAACAACAACAACAACAAUAAUAAUAAUACCAACAACAAUAACAACUGUAAUAGCAGUAAUAAUGCCAGUAAUCGACGUCUGCCAUUCUGUGGUUUAGAUUCCAUUAAAGGAAGUGACAGCAAUGGCCAUGGCGAUGGUUGCGGUGGCUUGAGUGGUGGUGCCACCAAUUUAUGUUUCGAUUUGCAAGGUGGCUGUACAAGCAGCAGUGUCACUGCUGGCUUAGGGACGGUAAAUGCUGUUGCUGGACUCGGUCACUUGGAUGCUGGUGGCGGCGGUAUUGGCGCUGGUCAACACGAUAACAUAUCAGAGCAAUUUCAUUCGUUGGAUGCGGCAGAUAGCAGCUGUUGCGGUGAUGGGCAAUUCGAGGAUGAUAUGCAAGCUUUGCUGCCGAAAUGCAAGCGACUCUCGGGAGAUGAACUCAGUCAGUCACGUACAUCUCUGGUCUCCAGUUCGGAUGGUGGCAUUUUGGCCGAAGGCGAAACCUCGAGCGAAACAUCACGCGGCACCGACGAAUGCCCGCCCUGUGAUUUGGGCCUGAUGGAGCGUCUGCUGCUGACACAUCCUGUAUGGUUUUUACCCGGCAUCCAACGAUCCGGUGCAGUGCAUUUUCUGCAAGGCAAAGAGGAGGGGAAUUUUAUUGUGCGCGGCUCCAGCCAAAUCAACACUAUGGCCGUUUCGGUGCGUCUUCCCCCAGACACAGGUCCCUACAUUGAGCACUACUUAAUCCAGUCAAACAAUGGCAUUUUGAGCCUCGAGAGUUCACGUUUCACAUUCGAUUCAAUCCCCGCCCUCAUUGCGCACUAUGCCCAGUGCUGCGACGAACUGCCCGUUCAACUUAUACUGCCGCGCGCCUUGCGCGAAGUCAAAAAUCGUCAACAACUCUCCUCGCUAGCGCUGCUGGGUCAAGAGUUUUGGCGGUAUCCGAUGUCUUGCCCCAAGCCACAUGAAUCAGAGGCUACGCUACUCGAUGCUAAAUCACCAAAUUCUCUGACUGAGACCAGCGGUCUGGGCACAACGGUCUUCAGCAGCAACUCGAGCGCACCGCAACCGGCAAAGGUAUUCAGCCCUACCAAUAACCUGGGUGGCCUUUUCAGCCAGGCGGGCACACCAUCGGACACCACCUCGAGCAUGAGUUCAUUCAGCACCAGUGGUGCUCCACACUUGCAGCUAAUGAGUCCCGAAUCGGUGGAUUCGGUGAUGCUAACCAUGUCACCAGUGGAUAUGAAUAAUCAUCGCAAUGGCAUUGGAGGUUUAGCGUGCGAUGCUACGCCGACAUCUGCCAACGGCAAUCUCAGCACUUUCAAGUCAAAUAAUCUCGUACUGGUGCCCACAAAGGGCAUAAAGGCCUCAGACAAUGGCAUACGGCCACAGCGUCCUAAGCCGCCAAACACUCUAAACUUAGACUUGCGCAAACCGCCCGCACCCCCAUUGCGCUGUUUCAAACCACUCACGCCCAGCAGUCCACUGCCAUCGGAUCAUGCAUCGAACUCAGCAAAUAACUUUACCGUAACUACAACGGUCACUUUCUCUAUGGAGAACAAUAACUCACCACAAUUUGUCGAGGUUACCACACCAGCCACAGCUACCAAUAUGAUCGCCUCAAGCGCGCUUAACUCGAAUGCGACUUUCCAAACUUUCUCGAAGCGCUUAUCUCCCGAGGGCGAGUGCAAGGAUACGCUCUCGUCUCAGGGUUCUUCAAAUGGCAGCCGCUGGCAAUCACAGAGCAGCAAAGACUCGAAUCACAGCCAAAGGAAGAUUCUCUCACCAUGCUCGGCUGGCACACCCACAAGUGUUUUAGGCAGCAGUAGCAGUAAAUCGCGCCGAGCUAAGGCGCGCAAGGAGUCCAAACACUAUCAGGAGUCCGAUAUACUGGAAAGUCCACAGAUAUACUGCCGCAGCGCUUUGGGUGAUAAAAUUAGCGACUAUGAGGAUUUAUGGACCCAGGAGUCGAAUGAACGCACCGGCUUGCUUAGUAGCUUCAAGCCUGCGGAAGGCGCGCAGGGUAAGCGUCCGGACCUGCUGGCAGAAACACCCACAAUCACUUCCCUCAGCGCCAACUUGCUUUCACCUGCCAACUCUUCCGUUGCUUCGGUCAGCCUGCCACACAAUUGCGAACCCUCGCCCACACCCACUGCCGAUGCCCCCUCUUGCGACACCCAACAGCUCAUACAAUUCUCGGCUGAUGCCCUGCCUCGUUCGCGCGCUGGCCUACUCUUGCCCGGCCUCAUGAGCCAAUCCCUUUCUGAGGAGCAAUUCAAAAUUUGCGAACCAAACGAGGGUGACACCACACCCACAGCAGACACGCCUGCCUCACGUAGCAAGCAAGGCAGCCCCUUCUAUGCCGAACCUGCCGACGCUUUGCGCGAAGCAGGUCUUACCACGGCUAGCAUACUACGACGUUCGCAACGUGGUCCACUCUUGCCCGCAAACCAUCGACAUUCAGAGCCGCCAAAAAGCGGUUUUGCGCGCACCCCUAUAUGCCCGCUGCUUAUUCCCAAAGAAUUCGAAAAAAUCGCUGGCAGUCUAGAUGAGCUGAAGAAAAAACAGCAACAACCGGCAGAGCAACAGGCCUCAACACAGCCACAGCAACAGCAGCCCACAAAACGUGCACGUGCACGCUUUGAGCAAUGGCAGCUCGACAGCAGUUGGGAGUUUAUGGGCAAGCAAGAUGAGGAUGAUGAUUAUGAUGACGACGCAAAUGAACAUGCUGCCAGCAGUAACUAUGGCGAUUACGAUACGGCGGAACAGUGGCGUCAACAUCCUGCGGGCGCUCAGGAAAAGGAAAACUCAUUGGGUCGCGAGGCCAACAAAGAGAAUAAGCAGAAGCCGCUGACGGUGCAUCAAAUAAUUGCAAAGCGUUUUCCCGAUUUAAAUCUGCCAGAGCUGGUGCGUUGCUCCACGCCACCACAGCAAACAUAUCUACAGCAGCAUCAAAACGGCCAAAUCGGUCAAAAGCUGUUAAGCGAACAUCAUGGCAGCCAGAAGUCCUUCGACAGUCAGACAGGUUCUCGACUCUCGUCGUACGACAAUGUCGGCGGCACUUAUUCCUUCUGUCAGUCAUUUUUCAACGGCAUCGAUUCAGCGCAGUCGGAUGAUGGCACUGUUUUUUCGGAGCCAUGGGACUCAUCACAGUGGGAUUCGAUUAAUCCGCAAGAUGAUACUACCAUCGCUUCGGACACAAUACACUUUUCGAAAUGUCGGCCAGUUGUUUCAGAAGACGAUACCAUAAUUGAAGAGCUGAGUACCAAAGAGAGCUGUCAAGACACAUUGAAGGCUAAGAAAUGUAAUGGACGACAAAAGGUCGCAACGAUAUUGCGGAAUCCAAGCAUGCGGGAUCGAGAAAUUUUGCGCCAUCCUCGCAACAAGCUGAAUGCGCACACUGGCGGACCAGGUGACCUAGUGCGCGCCUGCACACUCCAACUCGCUCAAGAUCAGAGCUCAACAUUUGCGCGCAACGUAGAGAAUUUCAUCUCCUGCACGAAGGAGUCACGCGAGGCAGCGCCACAGGUUGUUAUGCGCAACAUGCGUCAAUUCAUGAACGGCAUGAAAAACUAUCUGGUGAAGCAUGGUGAGGGUAAAUUCCAUCAGGAAGUGGAAGCGGCGCGUUCACGCCUCAAAGCGGACGAAUUCCUCAAUUUGGACGCCAUACUCGAGACUGUGAUGCAUCAACUGGUUGUGUUGCCGCUGCGCGAACAUCUCUACAGCAUGUUCGUGGACUACUAUAAGCGCUCAGAAGACAUACAACUGCUGGCGCAGAAUGUAAAAUAUGCCUGCGGACGCAGCGCGACUGAUUUUGGCAUACGCGCCACAGUGACGCCGCCAUCAUCAACUUCGUUGCAAAUCAUUUCAGCGCUGUUGCAGCGCUUGCAGGAGGCCGAACUGCCGCUGGACAAAUUAGAGCUCUUCCUCUGCGUCAUCUCGACUAUUUUUGAAGCAACUGGCUGUCAGCGCGGCCAACAGCUAGGCGCCGAUGACUUUCUGCCCGUAUUGGUGUAUGUGGUGGCCAAAUGUGGGUUUGUAGGCGCUGAAAUAGAGGCUGAAUUCAUGUGGGGACUACUGCAGCCGACAUUGCUGAGCGGUGAGGCGGGCUACUACUUGACAGCGCUCUGCAGUGCAGUGCACGUACUCAAGAGCUUCAUGGCUUCGGAGAACGAAAAUGGAACAGGCUCGCUCGAUUGGCGCUCCUCUUCGUUGCCCGCCUGCUCUUCGGUGCUCCGCGUCAUCAUACCCGACGAGUGCAAUGGCUCGCUGCAGACGCGUACAUUGCCCGUGCGACCACACACCACGACACGCGAAGUGUGCCGCAUUAUUGCGCAUAAGGCGCGCAUCACAAACCCGCAAGACUAUGCGCUCUUCAAGCUCGUCGAUGGCGAAGAAACGCUGCUGAAUGAUGUUGAAUGUCCGCAGGACGUGCGUUUCUCUUCCAAAGGCAAGCAUUGUAUGUUGGCGUACAAGCGUAUAGACGCUAAGAUUGCAUGGCCAACAGCGACAUACUAGGCGCGGAAGGCAGAAGGCAUUUGACGAGUGUAAAAAAAAA
This is a messenger RNA of Rhagoletis pomonella (apple maggot), 6792 nucleotides long. RefSeq names its product protein sprint (gene spri). The coding region runs from base 1233 to 6752 and encodes 1839 amino acids. Gene Ontology annotation, molecular function: small GTPase binding; guanyl-nucleotide exchange factor activity. Gene Ontology annotation, biological process: signal transduction; vesicle-mediated transport. The record is from RefSeq and is a predicted model, not a curated record. The transcript has 9 exons. Gene Ontology annotation, cellular component: cytosol; endocytic vesicle. Lineage: Eukaryota; Metazoa; Arthropoda; Insecta; Diptera; Tephritidae.